Maylandia zebra (zebra mbuna) is the source of this 1668-nucleotide messenger RNA. The record is from RefSeq and is a predicted model, not a curated record. NCBI's taxonomy places the organism in Eukaryota, Metazoa, Chordata, Actinopteri, Cichliformes, Cichlidae.
GUUUCAACAUGGUUCUUCACCACUUUCAGUGUAUCUGGCAUGAAGGAAAAGGUCCGCUACCUCGACAAUCUGCAACAGCUCUUCACCUGCAUCAAGCCUGAGCAGCUCGAUAUCCCUCCAUUUGUCUUGGAGUACGAUGCACGAGUGAACGGACCCUACCAUCAUUCAGAAGCUUCCGGUCUGUGACACGAGUCCAAUCGAAUCUUUCUGUCCCAAGUGGCGAAGUGGUGGAUGUCUUUUCUGGACAUGAAGUUUUCUGUGUGGUCUGACCUCCAACCUCCUCUUUAAGGCUUUGAACCUCAGUUGAGGAAACUCUUCUUUUGUUCUGUUCCUGCCAAAAAAGACCAAAUUAAGAGUCGCAGUGCACAUAUAGCACGGCGCGGUCUGGUGAGCAAUCAUUGUUACUCACCACAGACUAUUUUUGGAUCUGGCAUGGCUCCUGGAUUAUGCCUUAUACUGAGAGACUUACUCAGCAGUUUUGUCAUACUGCCCAAAAUAUGAAGUAUCACAUCAUAGCUGGCACUUAACUCAAAGGCUUCCCUGUGAUGUGGUCGUAUCAGACAUCCUCGCCCAUGUCUCAGAAGAUGGCUUUUCAAAUGCUGGAGUGAUACGGGGAGUGCCUGUUUGGAUUUCUACACCACACGGAGCAGCAGAAAGUCUGCAGUAAAGACAAACAUUGGGUUUUGCUCAGCCGGAAGUUUUUCUCCACCUGUUUCAGCGUAAUAUGAGACCGUGAGCGCCAGCAGUCCAAACCGGAAAAUUCCAAACAAACAUUAAUGCCGGGGAGAUUUUCUUUGAUUAAAAGCACACGUCAGCUGGCUAACAUUCAAUUUACAUCACAAGGUCAUCUUCAUAUUGUGUGAACAUGUGAAGUUAGCUUAGCUUGGCACAGAGACUGAAAGAGGAAGCAGAAAGGCUCAGCUUAAGGUGUCAGAGUCACUUCAGCUGUAGCAUCAUACAUUAAGUUAAAUUCACAAAUAUUACAGGGAGAUGCCUCUUAUCGUCACCAUUUCCCAGAUAUGUAGAUCUGUUACUAGAGGCAGUGCUGAAGUACUUCUGCUUAGCAUUAACAAUGUAAAAAGCCCUGUUUGUUUUCCAGUAGCUUUAUGGUGGGCCUGAAAGGAAGCAGGGCAUGUGUGCCUCUACCAAACUUGUUAGCACCGUGUCACUGAAACGCAUAUUUAACCUCACACAUUUAACAACAUAUGCCUAACAUUAACUGCUUCCGAUCUUUGACAGUUCUAACUUAAAUACUAUAAAACACGUUAAUUUUCCUGUUUCUGGAGAUGGAACAUUUGUAACUGUUUCUUGAAGCAGUAACUGGAAUCAUUAAAAGAAAUUGGCCACUAAACAGUGAUACAGUUCUAAUAAGGCAGUGCCUCUGUAACCCACAACAGUGGAAACAUGAUGUACAAGUGAACCUAAAUUACACAAGUCAAGUCAUGAGGAGUCCUCACUCUCACAAGCGCCGUGAAGGAAAGUGAUUAACUAUUUUUUGUGCUUUUGUGUCAAAUCGCUCUGUUACUCAGUCACUAACUCCUUUGUUUGCACAGCUCGCUUCACUUUACGUUGUCGUCUGUAGUUUGAUUUAUCUUGGACUGCCACAUGUGUGGGUGUCCAGGUCAAAUGGAGUGAAGUAAACUCUGAAAGCAUUUCUGAUUGUCUGAA